Molecule: messenger RNA, 961 nt
Organism: Lactuca saligna
Lineage: Eukaryota; Viridiplantae; Streptophyta; Magnoliopsida; Asterales; Asteraceae
Source: the annotation of a GenBank genome assembly
ACAGAAUUGAUGGUGGCAAUUGGCAACCCACCUCACGUUGAUGAACAAAGUCAACCCAAAUGCAUGUUCCCGUAUCCCCAAACCCAAAUCCUUUUCCCGAUUCCCAAAAAAUAUAAACCCUACAUUCAUUCGAUAUUUCAAUUUAGGAUCACUAGCACCUUCUUUCAUCUUCCCGAUUUGAAUUUCAGGAUCAUUGUAUGGGCGGAGGUUUUAAUAUUGUUGCGUAAUGGAUAAUUUGCUGGGUCUUCUUAGAAUUAGGAUUAAAAGAGGUAUAGAUCUCGCGAUACGUGAUUUCAAAUCCAGCGAUCCUUAUGUCGUAGUCACAAUGGGCGACCAGACUCUGAAAACCCGUAUUAUUGAUAAAGAGCUUAACCCUGUGUGGGAAGAAGAUUUGACUCUUCCUGUUGAAAAUCCAGAACUUCCAAUUAAGUUGAUGGUGUUUGACCAUGACAUAUUUACUAAAGAUGACGAGAUGGGAGAUGCUCAAUUUAGCAUCAAACCAUUUUACAAUGUAGUAAAAUCGAUAGAUACUGUCCCAAAUGGGACCGUCCUAAAAACGAUAAAACCUGAUAGGAAUAAUUGUUUGUCUGAAGAAAGUUGUGUAACUUUUAAAGAUGGAAAAGUCGUUCAAGGUAUGACUCUUAGAUUGCAAAACGUUGAAUGUGGUGAAGUUGAACUCGAAUUGCACUGGAUUGAGCUUCCCAAAUAGGGUUUGGGAUGAUGGAGCUAGAGAAAGAAUGGAAUUGAAUGGUUCGAAGAAUACCAAUGAUAUAAAAAAAGUAAAAUUUGUUUGUUUGAUAUGAUGGAAUGGAUUUGAUUAUUUUUAUUCUUUAUGGGUGGGUGUUGUUAUUCAUUAUGUCUUUGGAAUUGAAUGGAAAGAUGCAAUAUAGCCCAUUUUUAUCUAUGAAAUUUGUAAUGACAUAAAGUUAUUAAAAUUCAUUAUUAGUUUGGUUACUUUCAC